AUGGUUUUUCUCAUUUUUAUUGUCUUCUUUCCAUUUCUUAAUGUCUUUUUUUUUUUUUUGAAUUCUUAUCUUUCUGUCCACUUCUUAUCUUUCUGUCCACUUCUUAUUUUUCUGUCCACUUCUUAUCUUUCUGUCCACUUCUUAUUGCUUUUCUCUCUAAUUGUUAAUACCUUUCUUUCUUACUUAUUGUCUUUCUUUCUAAUUCCUACAUUUUUUUGCCACGGCUUCUCUCAAUUUCUACUUUUUCUUGACAUACACAUAUUGUCAUUACCAUUAAUUCAUUCAUAUCUAUCUAUCUAUCUAUCUAUCUAUCUAUCUAUCUAUCUAUCUAUCUAUCUAUCUAUCUCUGUUCAUAUCUAUUUAUCUAUCUAUCUCACUCUGUUCAUAUCUAUCUAUCUAUCUAUCUAUCUAUCUCACUCUGUUCAUAUGUACUUCAAUCUCUCUAUCUAUCUAAAUGUUUUCUUAUCUAUUUUACUCUGUUUAUAUCUAUUUAUUUUAAUCUUUUUGUAUCUAUCUAUCUCACUCAGUUCAUGCCUAUUUCAAUCUUUUCACAUCUAUCUAUCUAUCUAUCUAUCUGUUUCACUCUGUUCAUAUCUGUAUAUUUCAAUCUUUUUGUAUCUAUCUAUUUAUCUCAUUCUGUUAACAUCUAUCUAUCUAUCUAUCUCAGUCUUAUCUAUCUAUCUAUCUAUCUAUCUAUCUAUCUAUCUAUCUAUCUAUCUAUCUUAG
Messenger RNA from Acanthosepion pharaonis, 726 nucleotides. The record is from the annotation of a GenBank genome assembly. NCBI's taxonomy places the organism in Eukaryota, Metazoa, Mollusca, Cephalopoda, Sepiida, Sepiidae.